CGCGAGGGGGUGACGUAAUGGUUGCUGGGUGUAGCGACCGUUAGGCGCCGGAUUUGAAUUUUCAGCAGGAUCCAGAGAGAGACACACACAGAGACAGACAGAUCGGUGAGUCCUGGGGACAGACUGACAGAGAGAGAGAGACAGACUGACCGAGAGACAGACUGACAGAGAGACAGACUGACAGAGAGACUGACAGACAGAGAGAGAGAGCGACUGACUGACUGACAGAGAGAGAGAGCGACUGACUGACUGACAGAGAGAGAGAGCGACUGACUGACUGACAGAGAGAGAGAGCGACUGACUGACUGACUGACAGAGAGAGAGAGCGACUGACUGACUGACUGACAGAGAGAGCGACUGACUGACUGACUGACAGAGAGACAGACUGACUGACUGACAGAGAGACAGACUGACUGACUGACUGACAGAGAGACAGACUGACUGACUGACUGACAGAGAGACAGACUGGCUGACUGACUGACAGAGAGACAGACUGGCUGACUGACUGACAGAGAGACAGACUGGCUGACUGACUGACAGAGAGACUGACUGACAGAGAGACAGACUGACAGACUGGCUGACUGACUGACAGAGAGACUGACUGACAGAGAGACAGACUGACUGACUGACUGACUGACAGAGAGACAGACUGACUGACUGACUGACUGACAGAGAGACAGACUGACUGACUGACUGACAGAGACAGACUGACUGACUGACUGACAGAGACGAACUGGCUGACUGACGUGAGAGACAGACUGGCUGACUGACUGACAGAGAGAGACAGACUGGCUGACUGACUGACAGAGACUGACUGACAGAGAGACUGACGGCAAGAAGACUGACUGACAGAAGACGGGCAACUGACUUGACUGACAGAGACGGAGCUGACUGACUGACUGACUGGGCGAGAGACAGACUGACAGCAGAGGAACAGACUGACUGACAGAGAGACAGACUGACUGACAGAGACAGACGCUGACUGACAGAGACAGACUGACUGACAGAGACAGACCCGUGACAGAGAGACAGACUGACUGACAGAGACAGACUGACUGACUGACAGAGACAGACUGGCUGACUGACUGACAGAGAGACAGACUGGCGGCUGGCUGACAGAGAGAGAGAGACUGGCAGACUGACUGACUGGACUGACAGAGAGACAGACUGACUGACUGACAGAGAGACUGACUGACUGACUGACAGAGAGACUGACUGACUGACAGAGAGACAGACUGACUGACUGACAGAGAUACUGACUGACUGACUGACAGAGAGACAGACUGACUGACUGACUGACAGAGAGACAGACUGACUGACUGACAGAGAGACUGACUGACUGACUGACUGACUGACUGACAGAGAGACAGACUGACUGACUGACUGACUGACUGACAGAGAGACAGACUGACUGACUGACUGACAGAGAGACAGACUGACUGACUGACUGAGAGACUGACUGACUGACAGAGAGACAGACUGACUGACUGACUGAGAGACUGACUGACUGACUGACAGAGAGACAGACUGACUGACUGACUGACUGACAGAGAGACAGACUGACUGACUGACUGACUGACAGAGAGACAGACUGACUGACUGACUGACAGAGAGACAGACUGACUGACUGACUGACAGAGAGACAGACUGACUGACUGACUGACAGAGAGACUGACUGACUGACUGACAGAGAGAGAGACAGACUGACAGAGGGAGAGAGAGAGAGAGACUGACAGAGAGAGACAGACUGACAGAGAGAGAGACACGGACAGAUUGGUGAGACACAGACAGACAGAGAUCGGUGAGUCCUGGGGACACAGACAGACAGACAGACAGAGAUCGGUGAGUCCUGGGGAGACAGACAGACAGACAGAGAUCGGUGAGUCCUGGGGAGACAGACAGACAGACAGAGAUCGGUGAGUCCUGGGGAAAGAGAGUGGGCACACCAAGAGCAGUCAGUCGGGGAGACCCCUGUGGUGGCGCUAUGGAUUAACCCUUCUGUGCUGACUGAGGGGCAGUGCUUUGGCCAUCUCUCUGGCACCUUCUGUGCUAAUUUACCCUGUGAGGAGUCAAUCUGUUUUAGAACUGUUUAGCUUCUUACCUGGGUCCCACCAGGGUGCUGGACUCCUUUGUUGGCAGGUUUACAACAUCUGUCUUUUCCAGAGCUGUAGAAUCUUGAUACCUAUCCAGCUCACUGCUCUCAACCCUUGAAUGAGCAUUUGUGCUUUGAAGAAUGCACAGAUUUGAUAUUCGGCAUCCCAGAACUCUGGUUCCAGGGUGUUCAAUGACGCCCCUACGACUCAGUCAUGGUUACAUUACACCCCCAGCAGCAGAAGGGAUAAAAUCCGCAUGGUGAAACGCUGCACAUACAAACUCCAGGCACCAUGAUCAUUUCAAAUCAUUGAGAUGGCCUUGGUGCAUUGAGUAAUCCAUUAAUAUGUGAGAUUGUAUUUCUAACAGUGAGUUCCCUGAUCACAUUAUUAAAAAUAGAUAUUCUACUCCCUUAAAUCGAUUUUUAUUUUUUCAAGUGAAAUUUUCUGUUUUUUUUUUUUUUUCGAAAUCUACUUUUUUUUUAUUACUUCAUACUAAACUAUAAAGAGAUUGUGCUUCAAUAUGAUAACUGGAAUAUAGUCUACAUAUUAAUAUUCUAAGAAUUAUCUUUUUCUCUUCAUUUUUGCAGACAAAAUGAGAAGAAGUUCAGUAACCAAUAGGCAAUCCCUAUUGCCACUGCGUGUGCAAGAUACUAACCGGGUCGGGCUUACUACACCCCAGAAGUAGGUUAUUUUCCUACAGUAGAGGUUGACUAUUUCUAACAUUAAUGGCGAGUUCUGUCAUUGUUCUGCAAGGUUUGCCAUUUUACACUCAUCAUUCUGACAGACGGUGUACUUGAUACAUUUUUAUAAAGAUAAUCAUGUUUGAGUGUUAAGUAUUACAGUGGCUCUGUAAUACACAAAUAUGGAGCGUUUCAUAAAUAUGAAAUGCCCAUGAAGACUGUGAUAACGUUUGCAUGGUAGGCAAUAUUUUUUAUUUAUUUUUUAAACCUUAUAUUCAAUAAGAAAUCACACAGACCAAGGAUGUAUCUUUAAAAAAAAAAAAAAAAAAAAUUGGCAAAGGGCAUGGUGUUUUAUUUUUCAUAAGAAAGGGCUUACAAUAAAUUUAGAAACUAUAAUAUAAACCGCAAUCAGACUUGAUCAGUUGGAAUGAUAAACUAUUUUGAAAUCUGUUUACUUUCACCACUUCUAAUUACCAGUCCGUUAAAAACCAACAGACCCUACAAAUAUAAUAAAACGUAAUACUAAAAGUAGGAACAACACUGUCUUUUAUAAGGGAAAGCACCUGGUAAGUAUAACUCUCCUCUACUGCACCAACCAGCCACCUCACACCAAACACGAUGUCAAAAGAAGUGACAGAGCAACUUUACAUGUUCUGUUACCUCUACGUUCUAUGGGGAUUUGGCUGCACAAUGCAUGGAUGGAAUGCUGCUAGCCAGGCUUUCAAUGUUACUCACCACUGCAAUUCAUGGCAUACUUAUUGGGGGUGAAUACUUACCCGCUCAUUGCUUGUUCUGGUUCUUGUUAAUAUGGAUUUGUCCAAGGACCAAUAGGUAAAAUCUACCCUGGCUUAUUUCUGGCCCCUUCUCUUAUUAACUAUAUUAUACUUUAUUUUUGUUUAUCCUUCUCCAGCAAAGAUCGGCAAGGUUUUGGUAAACUUGCAACAACCAAACCGCAUUCUGGGACAUCAGAGCGCAAGAUCAGCUUCUUUGGGAAAAGGUACUGUUAUUUUAUAACCUCUUUUUAACUGCAUCCCUAAUGAAUAAACCCAACAUUGUAACGUUGCGCUUGUCACAACAUGAACUGUCAGAUUUUGUGUGUGUGUCGCAAAACAUGGCGUAAAUGCGUCAUUUUUAGAUUUCGUAGCAGCUUCGGUUGAUACCUUACCUCAGUAGGGUAAAUGUUUCUUUUUCUGACAUAUGGUGGCAGCACGUACCGGUUGUGCUUCCUAAUUGGGACAAGCAUCUGCAAGAUAGGUGAUUAAGAAAAGUCCCUCCCCUUUACUCUAUAAAGGGCUUCCCUGGCAAAACCAGUUCUUCCUUGUUCCAGCACGGGACGGACCAAGCGUCUGUUGGAGGUGAGUCACACAGGUUGCUGUCUGGGGAUUGAACCCCUCUAGCCGCCCGGGUGGUAGUCUGAGCGGCAUGGCUCCGUAGAAGUUUCGUAGCCCCUUUCUGUUUAAAGGACCACUAUACUCGUUUUCCUGGCACUAUAGUGCCCUGAGGGUGCCCCCACCCUCAGGGACCCCCUCCCACCCGGCUCUGGAAAGGGGAGAGGGGUUAAAACUUACCUUUUUCCAGCGCUGGGCGGGGAGCUCUCUUCUUCCGAUCCUCCUCCUCUCUGCCCAUUCGGCUGAAUGCGCACACGUGCGGCAAGAGCUGCGCGCGCAUUCAGCCGGUCGCAUAGGAAAGCAUUUACAAUGCUUUCCUAUGGACGCUUGCAUGCUCUCACUGUGAUUUUCACAGUGAGAAUCACGCAAGCGCCUCUAGCGGCUGUCAAUGAGACAGCCACUAGAGGAAUUGAGGGCUGGAUUAACCCAUUUAUAAACAUAGCAGUUUCUCUGAAACUAUGUUUAUAGAAAAAAUGGGUUAACCCUAGCUGGACCUGGCACACAGACCACUUCAUUAAGCUGAAGUGGUCUGGGUGCCUAGAGUGGUCCUUUAACUUUGCGCCGAGUAUGUUCUGGCUUGGUGAGUAUGGGCGGGCCGGGGACGCCUUCAUCAUGUUGCAGGCAAUGCGUCUGCGCACAACAGUGGAACGCACGCCCGGAGGUGUUGUGUUCCACCAAAGCUCCGGGGGUGCUAUUGCACAUGCGCGAACUGGAACUUCUGGGAAACCGCCGAGUGCGCGUCUCUGUGCUGUUCCCUCUGGCAGCAGGAAGCGUGUCACAAGAGUUUCCCGUGUCACCAACCCCCCACACAGAUCAGAGGUUUUCAAGGUAAGAUUAGCUGAUCUUUGCCUUGAAAAUCUGUUCUGAUUAAAAUUGUAAGUUAUGGAUGGAACUGUUUUGCAGAAAAUGGACUGUUUGUAAACCGUGGAAUGCCUCUGCUAUGCAAGGCUUUUGCUUACUGUAUCUGUGCUACUCCCCUUAAUAUGGUUCUGGGGUUUAUAAAUAUGACCAAGGGGCUGCAAUUUCUUGGGUAAAGUUUAAGCAGAGAAUAUGCAAUCAUUCCUAUCUUUGAAUUCUUAUAGAGAAUCAAAUAGUGUGUCAGCUGCUCUGCCUGAGAUGUUCCGGAGGUACCGAAGAGAAGCGUCCUUCAAUUACUUCUAAUGUCUGGCGAAUGUUUAUCUACCUCUUCUUAAGACAUGUCUGGUUCAUCAUACUGUGUAGAGUUGGUUCCCACUUUAUGUACUGAGAAGGUUCAUAAGGAAUGAAUCGGUCACGGGGCAGGAUAAAUCUGGUAAACUUUAAUGAGUGUUCUCUGUUCCUCAAACCCUGUGUCUUUUUCUUAUAUUCAGAAAUGGGAACACUCUGUGUAACAAGCCUUUCCUGUUGACAUUUAAUGUUUACCAUCAAACGGGUAAAUGUUACACCUCCAGGUACACUGGGAAUCCAUAAAAUUCUGCAGAAGUAGCUGCUUUUAAAACCCUGUCGUCAAGAAGGCUGAGACCUCUUGUAGACGAUCUUUCCAGACAGCUGGUGUGGCGGAACCAAUAUCGCCACUGUGCAUUGGAGGAGCCUGGUUGCCUGCCUGCUGCCUUUUGACUAUGGACUGGCAUUUAAAUACUUUAUUUUCCUAUGCAGAAAGGUCUAUUUAUGUAUUUCUGCCCUGGCGUUCGGUAGUUUCUCGGAUUUACUGAAUGAACUCAUUUAACCCAGAUAGCUAUGCCAUGGAGCCUAUUCGUGUAAUAAAAGACUUUGGCUCCAUGGCAAUUGAACUGUAUGUGUGUGGUCUGUGGCAAACCUAGCCACUUCAAACUAUAUUUCCCACUAAGACUGUAUUUAAGUUUGUAUGAUAUUGUGGCUUUAAGACUACCUAAACUGUCCAUGUUCUCUAUUUUAUAUUUUAUGUGAACGAGAGCAUUCGUAUGCUGACGGCACGAUAGCCACCAGCAUUCAUGCAGUAGUUUCAUGAACAAUGACUUUAACCACUGUCGUGUGGCUCCCAUCAAGGAUUGCAACAAUGUAUCUUUCAGCAGUUAAUAGAUGUUAAAGGUGGCCGCCGUUCGGAUACUGGCCAUCUUGGAUCCUUUGUUAGCCCAGCGGUAUUUGGUCGUCGAGUGCCUGGAACUAAAAUCGGCUACUCGACGGCACGAAUACCGCUGGACUUCCAGGCCGUUCGGGAGCCCCGGUCUUUCGGUACUUUUAUCUCUGUAUGUGUAUUUGGGACUUUGUGAAGAAUGUGUGUUCAAGUGCAUUUCGUGCGGCGUUCGGCUAAUUGUGCUUGGAUCUGAGCGGUACUUUUACGAAGUAUGGGCUCCGACCCCAGCUAUCUGCCGAACGGUCAUUCGCUAUAAUAGCACGAAUAAUGUUAGUUAUAGAUUUUUAUGUAAAAAGCCAGUUCUGCUGCACAGAGGGAUAAUCCACUUAACUGGAUAUUCUAGUGGGAGUAUCCCUCUCGUGCAGCAGUGCAUGGUGGGAGAAAUGUUCUGGUUGUUAAGUUCCCCAUGUAGUCCCCUACUGUACAAUCCCUGUAAAGUCAGUAAGGAAACCCCUUGCAUGGGGAACCACAUGUAACUGUAACCUGUGAUUAAAACCUCAGUUGACUCCCAGCCUAUGUGUCGUCUAGUUCUUGGGAAGGAAGGAUCUGUAGAACGCUACCGGGAUUAUUAUAUGCUGCUCCUGUUUACCAGCGUAGAUAUUGCGGAUUAUACUGCCUUUCCGCUACAUGGUCUGAGCGCCAUUCGGUAAUAAUGUGCGCUCAGACCUAAGCUAUCUGGGGAUAUGUUGCUAGAGAUGUCGCGAACUUCUCGCUAACAGCUCGUGGCGAACUCCGGUCAGCUGACACGUCCCGGCCAAUCUCCAGCAGACCCUCCCUCACAAACCCUCCUACUUCCUGGACAGCAUCCAUGUUUCAUCCAUGUGAUUAAAACCUCAGUUGACUCCCAGCCUAUGUGUCGUCUAGUUCUUGGGAAGGAAGGAUCUGUAGAACGCUACCGGGAUUAUUAUAUGCUGCUCCUGUCUACCAGCGGAGAUAUUGCGGAUUAUACUGCCUUUCCGCUACAUGGUCUGAGCGCCAUUCAGUAAUAAUGUGCGCUCAGACCUAAGCUAUCUGGGGAUAUGUUGCUAGAGAUGUCGCGAACUUCUCGCGAACAGCUCGUGGCGAACUCCGGCCAGCUGACACGUCCCGGCCAAUCUCCAGCAGACCCUCCCUCCCAGACCCUCCUACUUCCUGGACAGCAUCCAUGCACGUCCCGGCCAAUCUCCAGCAGACCCUCCCUCCCAGACCCUCCUACUUCCUGGACAGCAUCCAUGUUGAAACAUGGAUGCUGUCCAGGAAGUAGGAGGGUCUGGGAGGGAGGGUCUGCUGGAGAUUGGCCGGGACGUGUCAGCUGACCGGAGUUUGCCGCAAACCGUUCGCGAGAAGUUCGCGGACGGUUCGCGACAUCUCUAUAUGUUGCAUGUCUGUAUUUUAUGUAAUAAAUGUAACCUUGUGUAUUUUAUUGUAUUUUACUAUAUUUUGCUACCAUGUGACUAAUGGAGUUUUGCCUCUGUCCUGGGAGAUAAUUGGAUUACUUCCCAAUUAUCUCCAGGAUAGAAGACUCUGUGGAACUGGUUUUGGGCAGAAAAGCCAUGCUUCAUUUGGUCACAAAGGACUUCGAUCUAUCUUUUGAACCAAUGGCCCAAUUUGGAUGAUUUUGACAUAUGUUUGUAUUUGGAGUAUGCUGAUUCUGAAAAUGUAAAUGUGAUGCAUACUUCUAAAGUUAUGAAUAAUGUGGAAAAACUGUAUUUCUCUGCCUGUGAUAAUUACAUUAUCCAUUGUGUAAGGUAAUUGUAUCACAGGCAGAGGGGAUGAUUUUGUGUGGGACAGUCUGAGUGUAUUGUAUGUGUUUAUUGGUUGUUUUCCAAAACCCUGUGGGUGGUACUAAUGUGUAAGAAUGUGUACAUAAGAACAAUAAACCCACAGCUCUGUCUGUUCCUGCUUGACCCUCAACACUGAGCUUUGUCUCGUUCUUGGGGGGAUUUAUUGUAUGCUGUUGCAGUUUGACUGCUAUGAGUGUAAACCUAUUCGUAUGGUUUUUCCUAUUCGGUUGUUUACAGCAUUCGUAUGGUUCCGGUUUGGCUAUUUACGGCAUUCAUAUGCUUCUCCGGUUCGGUGGACUGGUGUCUACAGUAGCUGCCUGUAUAUCUGGAAGGGGGAAUAUCUACUAAACGGCUUUAACUCCUUUUAUGCCUGGUGGUGCCGUUACAGCUGGGUUUCGGUAUGGGUCUUUGCUGGCCGGUGCAGCGGUGUCCAAAACGUAUAACUUUGUUUACAAUCGUUAAUGGAGGUUAUUUAAAUUUCCUGAGAAGCAGCUUGUCAGUUUCCUGUUUUAUUUGUGAUUGUCACAUAUUUUAUAUGGAUUUAACUAAUAAAAUUUGACAAUGAAAAGCUCUGCCUCAACACAAGUUAAACUAGUUCCGACAUGGGUAGGCGUUUCGGACGUCAGGAAGCUUGGAGGCGUAAUCCUGCAUUUCUAUACUAAGUGUGUAUAGCUCAGUGGGUUUAAACCUUGUUCAACCCUUGGGGUUCACAGGUUCGCUCCCCAUGCAUUGUUGACUCACUUUGAGGUAGAUGACUGGAGUACCAUUCAAUGGAGUGACCUAAAAGACCACUACAGUGCCUGGAAAACAAACUUGUUUCUCUGAAACUGCUAUGUUUACAGCUGCAGGGUUAACCCUAGAUGGACCUGGCACCAAGACCACUUAAUUGAGCUGAAGUGGUCUGGGUGCCUAUAGUGGUCCUUUAACGUUCCCAUGAUGCAUUUGGGAACCAGUAUUUAUCUUAAUGUCUCUUGCCUGGCUUUUAAGUGGAACCUACUUGCAAUCACUGGUUGCUUGAUCUAGUUAAAGAGGGCACUGCUUGCUCUCUUCAAAUCUUCCCAAUCUAUAAUCUUCCGAAUAUCUGAUACUCUAUUUACAGAAAUAGUGUUCCUGUUGGAUUCAAGGAGUUUUUAAUUUUUACAUUUCUUUAUUUUUGGUUUGCCGUCAUAAAUUUUGCAGUUGUAACAGUACAGAUGGAUUGAAGGAGUUUGAGAAAUGGUUCUGUGAACCACAAAGUUCGUUGGGUUCCUCAAUAAUCACCUGGUUAUCAAACUCGGAUCAUUCCUUUAAACCAAUUAUGAAUUGAAACUUCUGAAACUCUGAUUCUGCAGAAAGGAAUUUCGUGGUGUAUAUAGCUCACAGAGAUAUAUUCCCACAUAUCCCUAUUGCGGCCCCUUCAAGACGUUUUCUGAAAAUACGCCAUAAUACAUGGAUGGUAGAGAUUUUAUUGCUCUUCAAAACACUCCCAUAAUAGCAUAUUUUAGGGAACGAGGCAUUCCCUACUUGGGAGUUUGGCUCCUUAUUGCUAAUCAGGACGUUCGUCCUUUAAGUAUGUUCGGGUAGCUAGCAGAGCGCUACAGCAACAUGGUUGGAUACAGAGACUACAAAGUAUUUUCUUCUUCUCCAGGAAACAUAGGGUUUUUUGAGGUUCAUGUUAACCUUAAAACGUUACCACUGCACUCAUAAAGGUAAGGUCCAAUAAAGUGAAAAUUCCUCCGUAAGGACAGGAAAGGAGAUUGCUGGGAUGUCUGACAUCUUCAAUUCCUGCGGUCAACUGGGCAAAAUCUGGAUUUGGCCGCUACAGUGGAAAAUUCACUCCUCUGGGUCAAAGUGUGGAAAUCUUGGAUUUCUGUCUCUUAGACUCUCUUUGAAAAAAGUGGAAGCUGUCCUUUCUGCCUAUAGAAUGAGUACAUUUCACCACAGAAUGCAUCUAACACAGGAUGGGUCGCUCGUCUAAAUUCUCUGUGCCAGCAUUCUUGGUCCUAAGAAAAAUAUUCCACUAAUUUCAGAGCUCUUAAGGCAGUUCUUCACUCUCCUCACCGAUUCAGAUCUUGGUUGAAUAAGGGACCUAUUACAAUGCGGUCAGACCACGACAGGGCAGUGCCAGAGGCAAGGUCUGUUUCAGCUAUGUACUAAAACGGUGUACUGGGCUCAGGAUCUCUGGGAGGUCCUCUCUCCAUUCCACUCAUAAUGUGUCGACAAUGUCAUCACCUACAACCUUGGCACAAGAAAUUGGGAUCAAGACUAAGAGUCUAUAGAUGCGAUCAUGUACACGGUCUACAGAGAGAUUUGGAGUGCCUGGAUAGACGGUAUGGCAAAGAGGGAGAACAUGACGCUUCUCGGGUUUGCCUCUCUGUACAGGACAGUUAGUUCACGUUGAAUAGUUGGUCUAUCUAUCUAAAGGUAUUUCUCCGGGCUUACAUUUUUUCUCAUAUUGACUGUUCCCAAGACUUCUUCAAAGAGGUAACGGACAGAGCAGUGGGUCUGCCAAUCUUUUUGUACUGGCCAAAUACGAGCCAGUUGUCGGCCUAAGUGGAGAUGACUUUCAAGUUUGGAAGACAGGAUAUCUUGCUGGCAAUGUUGAAUAGGUUCUUAUUGACGGUAGGGCACUGCAUGGUGGAUCCUUCAUCUCCUGAGUCUUCAUGAGUCAGAGUCCUCUUGUUGCGUAUAAUCUUCUAGUCCAGGCAUAGGCAACCUUCGGCACCGCAGAUGUUUUGGACUACAUCUCCCAUGAUGCUUUGCCAGUAUUGUGUGUGUGUAAGAGCAUUAUGGGAGAUGUAGUCCACAACAUCUGGAGUGCCAAAGGUUGCCUAUCCCUGUUUUAGUCAUUCCGCCUCAUGAGGAUUUGGGUAGAGUAUCUACAUUGUUGUCUUCUAGUUUAUUUGUCCGGUUGGUUCAAAUUUACACUUCCUGCAUGAGAUUUCCACGUUAAGACCAAAUUGUAUUCCCUAAGUUAAUUCUGAGAAGGGAUGGGUCUUCGUGUAUACUGGUUAGAAGUUUCUUUUAGGCAAUAGGCUUCUUAGGCCACCCAGAAAGUUCUGUUUCCCUCCCUCUUCAGUCUUUCAGGCUCCAUUUUACUUUGGAGAUGGUUCCUUUUAAUAUGCUAAAGAUUAACCAGCAUUGCUAGUGGCCAUUACCUCCAAGAGUGGCCAAGAGAGUAAGCGAGCUUCAGGAUAUAUCUUCUUCAGUGGAAUUUCUUAUAUUCCAUCAGGGUUAAAGUUGUGUUUCAUCCUAAAACUUCAAUUCUUCAAGAGUUAUCUUUUAGAGCUGUUAAUCAGCUCAUCCUUCAAUAAUUAUGCCACCUCCCUGCUGGAACUAGAUGGCAUAUUCUAGAGUUAAAAAAGGGCAUUUCAGAUGUACCUAUCAAUAUCAGCCAAAUUCAGAAGAUCAGAUAACCUGUUGUCAACUUCUAAGAAAGUUUUAAGGGGAAUGAAGCCUUUCGUAAUUCUGUUUCUCGUUAUUUCGUCAAUUAUAAUGGCCUAUGCUUCACUAGUUUGAUUUGCCAGUGUCUUUCACAGCGCAUUCCACAAAGGCAAUGGCCACUUCGUGGGCAGAGAAAAACUCUUGCUUCACCCUAAGAAAUCGGCAUUUUUGCAUCUUGGUCAGCUUUUAGCACCUUACAAAACGUCCAGUAUUUUCAGGCUAGACUCACUCUCUGCCUCUAAAAUUGCGUUAGGGUGUAGGUUCUUCAACUUGUUUAGGCAUAAGCCCCACCCGAUUGUCAAUCUUGCUAUAUCCCAUACGUACUGCCACCGUGUGUCAGGAAAAAAACUGACAUUUUUACUCACCGUAAAUUAAUAUGGUGGCAGUACAAAUCUAAAUUACUGUUUUGCUUACAGUGUGUGACUUAAGUGUGUAUUCUUGCUAUGACUGAGGUGGGUUUGCCUGGGAAGCUCUUUAUAGGGUAAAGGGGAGGGACUUUUCUUAAUCACCUAUCUUGCAGAUGCUUGUCCCAAUUAGGAAGCACAACCCAUACGUACUGCCACCAUAUUUAAAAAAAAAAAAAUAAUAAUAAUAAUUUAAGGUGAGUGAAAAUUUCUGUUUCUAAAGCCAUCAUCUGGUAAAGGCAAAUUACACUCCGGGCAGAUAAGAUGCUUGGGUUUAGAUGUAGCUUUCCUUUCUUUUUUUUUUUUUUUUUUUAAAGUGAAAUGCUCACGUGUGGACAUAAAAAGGGAAAUACAACCACAGAUAUAUGUCAGACCAUAUUAGACUAAUCUAUUCAUGGUCCAUUGUUAUCUAUCCUCUUCAUAUAGUUUAUAUGUGAUUAUUAAAUCAGGGAUUUUUAAUUCUUUUUAAUUUUGGAUUUAUUUUUUAUUUUUUUGUGUGCGUGUUGCAAGUUCUGUUUUAAUAGGGUGUGUAUGUUCUCCCACAGAGCGAGUACUGGGGUAGCCCGAAAUAGUCAGUAUGGCGCAUUCAGUGGCACUGAGAAAAUCAAAGAUACAAGACCGUUACACGACAAGUCGUUUAUCCAGCAAUGUAUACGCCAGCUCUGUGAGGUAAAAUCAAUCCCAUUUGGUUUCUCAGUAACAUUUCUCCAUUAUGUUUUCCUUUUACUAAUUGUCUCCUUGUUUUGCGUUCAGAGAUGUACGUUGAUUUUCUGGUAACACUUAAUGCUUUAUUCAUUUAGAAGGAAACCCAGCCUGCAGCUGCCCCUGGUAUCCCCAUCUCUUUGCAGCAUUACAUUAGACACAUUAUACAUUCCCAUUACAUUUUGGCAACUGCGAGGAUAGUGAAACUAUAAAAUGAUUUGACUUCCUGAUUGUUAGGACAACUGUCAUCAAAAUUAUAAUUUUUUUUUUUAAAGUUUAUUACAUUUAAUAAUGUAGCGGGACACCCGGUAACCCGACCAGUUACCUCCACUAGUUCCCGUUCUUCAGCUGAUCAGGAACUCUUACAGGGUUAGAGGACUUAGCUCCAUGUGCUCCCAGGGCUGGAUGGCUUUCAGUCCUGGAAGCUCUUAGUCCUUACAAGGACUUUCCCCGUUGCAUCCCCUGCAAGCUGUAAGAGCAGACACAGGGGUUACAUUUUCCCUCCCUCCAGUAACCAGAUGAAACAUAGUUCUGGAGGUUAAAACACUCUGACACUCCUUUAUUGAAGCACGCAGCUUUAGGACAAUCCUGGCAGGAGGGGGUUAGGUUGUGGCUCUGGGAGAUACCAACAUUACACAGGGACACACAUUAGCACAUAUUCCAUACAGAUGGGUAAUCUUUGGGGCUCGGCGACCCGGGGAGGGGUCACACAAAGGGCACAAAUGCCCAUUCGAACGAGCGCUCCUUCUCUGAUUGGUCGCCUGCGCCCUGCAGCGACCUAUCAGCACUCACUCGUGCCGACCAACCAGGAGAAUAGCUCAAACCCAGUUUGAAUGGGCGCUCCUUCUCCCAUUACUUGGCACAGACUUCUAGGUGGCCAGACUUCCAGGCGGUCAGUCUGUGUGCAGACUGACCUCACUGUAGCAGUGCUCUCGGACAGGAACAUACUCUGCGGCUGUGAGACUGACUCACAGCUCCAGGAAUUCCCUGCUGGCUCGCACCUCUGUCUUGCCAUGGGGGUACGCAGUGAUUAUAGCUCAGUAAGGAGCAGAUAGGGCAAUCCCCAACACGGUGACCUGAGACAGUGUGUGUAUGCCGGUUCGGGAUACAAAUGGUGCCCCUGGUUGGCGUUCGGGUAUGUGAACCGGUGGCCACCCAGGGGAAGCACGCGCUGCUUGUUUCCCUUGCAGUUUUCACACCUCGUUACGAGGUGUGAACUUUCUACAUAGACAUUCUAAAUGAGGUGUCAGGGUGGUCCCUGUUCAGGAGCUGAACAGAACCCAUUCAUAUGAGGAACAAACUGUGUGUGCAGACAGCUCUCUGUGUAGCAGUGCUCUCAGACAGACUGUAACAAACUGUGUGUGCAGACAGCUCUCUGUGUAGUAGUGCUUGCGGACAGACAGUAACAAAUUGUGUGUGCAGACAGCCCUCAGUGUAGCGGUGCUCAGACAGACUGGAACAUACUGUAUGCUCAGACAGACUGGAACAUACUGUAUGCUCAGACAGACUGGAACAUACUGUAUGCUCAGACAGACUGGAACAUACUGUAUGCUCAGACAGACUGGAACAUACUGUAUGCUCAGACAGACUGGAACAUACUGUAUGCUCAGACAGACUGGAACAUACUGUAUGCUCAGACAGACUGGAACAUACUGUAUGCUCAGACAGACUGGAACAUACUGUAUGCUCAGACAGACUGGAACAUACUGUAUGCUCAGACAGACUGGAACAUACUGUAUGCUCAGACAGACUGGAACAUACUGUGUGCAGUUAACCCUCAGUGUAGCAGUGCUCUCGGACAGGAACAUACUGUGUGUGCAGACAUCCCUCAGUGUAGCAGUUCUCUCAGACAGGAACAAACUGUGUGUGCAGACAUCCCUCACUGUAGCAGUGCUCUGGACAGGAACAUACUGUGUGUGCAGACAUCCCUCACUGUAGCAGUGCUCUGGACAGGAACAUACUGUGUGUGCAGACAGACCUCACUGUAGCAGUGCUCUCGGACAGGAACAUACUGUGUGUGCAGACAUCCCUCACUGUAGCAGUGCUCUCGGACAGGAACAUACUGUGUGUGCAGACAACCCUCACUGUAGCAGUGCUCUCGGACAGGAACAUACUGUGUGUGCAGACAGUCACUGUAGCAGUGCUCUCGGACAGAAACAUACUGUGUGUGCAGACAGACCUCACUGUAGCAGUGCUCUCGGACAGAAACAUACUGUGUGUGCAGACAUCACUGUAGCAGUGCUCUCGGACAGAAACAUACUGUGUGUGCAGACAGACCUCACUGUAGCAGUGCUCUCGGACAGGAACAUACUGUGUGUGCAGACAGACCUCACUGUAGCAGUGCUCUCGGACAGGAACAUACUGUGUGUGCAGACAGACCUCACUGUAGCAGUGCUCUCGGACAGGAAGAUACUGUGUGUGCAGACAGACCUCACUGUAGCAGUGCUCUCGGACAGGAACAUACUGUGUGUGCAGACAGACCUCACUGUAGCAGUGCUCUCGGACAGGAACAUACUGUGUGUGCAGACAGCCCUGAGUGUAACAGUGCUCUUGGACAGACAGGUACAUGUAUGAUUUUAGAGAGAGCAAUUCUGCUAGAACAUGGGGUGUCCUUGCAUGGCACACAUGUUGCCAGACCCAAGUAAGCCGGUUGGUAUGAUCAGUGGAUAUCCUCUUAUGGCACAGGGCAAUUUUGCUUUUAGUAUCCCUUUAAACUCCACAUUGGAUUGUACAUACACAAGGUUAGUUUUAUGAGGUGACUGGUUAUUUCAUGAUUCAGAGCAUUACAUUGGUAACAUGAAAUAAAUAAUUUUCACUAAAUGUUCCUAGCUAUACAUUAAAUGCACUUAAUUCAUCCUGCUCUAUGUUUAUCUAGAUCAUGUGAUCUCAUUCUUUUUUUUUUCUUAAUUUUAGUUCCUGAAUGAAAAUGGCUAUUCCCAGACAAUAACAGUGAAGUCUUUGCAGGGCCCUUCUACUAAAGACUUCCUGAAGAUCUUUGCUUUUAUAUACAGUUUUAUAUGCCCAGGCUAUGAAAUCCCUGAUUCGAAGUUUGAGGAGGAGAUUCCGAGGCUCUUUAAAGAACUUGGGUUAGUAUGUUUUAAAGCAUUCCUGCAUCUUUCAUUUACUAUUUCCUUAAAUCCUUAAAUCACCAGAAAGUUACUUACUGUUUUUGUUUAUGUGUUGACCAUAUUUUUUUUAUUCCCCCUUCUCCAGGUACCCCUUUGCCUUGUCCAAAAGCUCCAUGUACACGGUAGGGGCCCCUCAUACUUGGCCACAGAUAGUUGCAGCGCUCAUUUGGUUAACAGACUCGGUUAAGGUACGUUGUGUCCUUGAUCGGUUAUAUUAUUUAAUGUAAUUAAACAACACUUCGUGUUAGGUGUAAUAGUUAAAGUGUCACUUUUCUUUUAAAAUAAAAAAUAAUAAUAUUGGGUUUUGGUUACUGGUGUAUGUUUGUUUUAUUAUUACUUAAUCCGGUCACCAAGAAACUCAAUCCAUUUUAAAGAUCAACCAUCAGACCUUCCUCUCAUCUGUAGCCAUACGAUAAUUAUCACUAGCUACCAAUUUACAUACAGGGACACUAUAAGCACUUUAAACUAGGGAUCAACCGAUUAUCACUUUUACUGAUAUUAUCGGCCGAUAUUCACUAUUUUCGGCAAUAUUGGUAUAUAUUGCCGAUAAUACAUACCAGGACCGCCAGGCCCAUUACCAACCCGGCGGUCCUGGGAGGGGCUGGCAGCAAGCUGUUACUUACCUCUCAGCAGCUUCUCAAGCUCCCAUGUCAAAUCUUGCGAGUCCCACAGCCACAGAGCGUUGCCAUGGUAACCAAUGGCAACGCUCAGCGCGGCACACAGAUCGCAAGAUUUGACAUGGGAGCUAGAGGAGCUGCUGGCAGGUAACAGCUUGCUGCCGCCCCCCCCAGUACUUAACAAGCCACUGGACCACCAGGGAAUACUAUAUCCCCACCCUGGUAAGAAGCAGGGAGGGGGGGACUACAAAAAUAAAAUAAAACAAAUCUAUGAAAAAUAAAAUUAAAAUAAAAAAUGCCCCCUACUACCCCCCCAUUUUACACAAAUCACAUCCCUUCAGAAACACACACUACACACACACACACACACACACACACUCAGCAUUCAUUAUAUACACACACUACACACACACACUGCAUUCAUUAUAUACACACACUACACACACACACACACACACUGCAUUCAUUAUAUACACACACUACACACACACACACACACACACUGCAUUCAUUAUAUACACACACACACUGCAUUCAUUAUAUACACACACACUCUGCAUUAGAUACAAACACACACACUCUGCAUUCACUAUACACACUACACAAACAAAUCAUGCAUUCAUUAUAUACACGCUAUACAAACACACACACACACACACACACUCUCUGCAUUAUAUACACAAACACACACACACACACUCUGAAUUAUAUACACACACUAACACACUAUACAAACACACACACUCUGCAUUUACUAUACACACUACACAAACAAACCAUGCAUUCAUUAUAUACACAGUGCAUCCACUACACAAACACACACAGCUCCCCUGUCUAAACACACUACAUCCAUUACAUUUGGCAUGCAUAUUUUGUGCAUAUACCUUUAGAAAUAGUUGUAUUUUUUCAAAAUGGUAAAUGUACAGAAUAUCGGCAAGCUAUCGGCCUGAAAGUUCACAGAUUAUCGUUAUCGGUAUGGGCUCUAAAAAAUCAAUAUCAGUCGAUCCCUACUUUAACCCCUUAAGGACUGGACUGUUUUUGCGAUGUUGUACAUUUGCGACCAGGCAUAUUUUUACACUUUUGUGGUGUUUGUGUUUGGCUGUAAUUUUCCGCUUUCUCAUUUACUGUUCCCAUACAAAUUAUAUAUUGUUUUUUUCAGGACAAAAGGGGCUUUCUUUACAUACCAUUAUUUAUAUAAUCUCAUGUAUUUUAAUUUUAAAAAAAUACAAAAAUCUGAUGAAAAAUUGAAAAAAAUACAUGUUUUUUGACUUUUACUUGAAAAAUCUUUUACUCAUCUACAAAAGCGAAUGAAAAAAACUGCUAAAUAGAUUCAAAAUUUUGUCCUGAGUUUAAAAAUACCUAGUGUUUACGUGCUUUUUUGCUUUUUUUUGCAUGUUAUAGGGCUAUAGGUACAAGUAGGAUAUUGCGGUUUCAAAACAUACAUUUUUAAAAUUUAUCAAUAGUGACAUUGUAACACUAUUAUCUGUCAUAAAUCUCUGAAUAACACCCCACAUGUACAUAUUUUUUUUAAAGUAGACAACCCAGGGUAUUCAAUAUGGGGUAUGUCCAGUCUUUUUUAGUAGCCACUUAGUCGAAAACACUGGCCAAAGUAAGCAUUCAUAUUUGUUUGUGUGUGAAAAAAGUAAAAAAACUAAAUUGAACGCUAAUUUUGGCCAGUGUUUGUGACCAAGUGGUUACUAAAAAAGACUGGACAUACCCCAUUUGCAAUACCUUGGGUUGUCUUCUUUUGCAAAUGGUAUGCCAUCAUGGGGGUAAUUCUCAUUCCUGGGCUACCAUACGCUCUCAAAGGCAACGUAACCAACCUGGCCAUUUUCAAUGUAAAAAUAUUUGACCCAUAUAUUUGACCUUGUAACUUUCAAAAAUGCUAUAAAACCUGUACAUGGGGGGUACUGUUUUACUCGGGAGACAUCGCUGAACACAAAUAUUAGGUGUUUAAAAACUGGAAAACGUAUCACAACAAUUAUAUCAUCAGUAAAAGUGCUGUUUGUGUGUGAAAAAUGCAAAAAAAGUCACUUUCACUGACAAUAUCAUCGCUGUGAUAUGUUUUACUGUUUUGAAUCACUAAUAUUUGUGUUCAGCGAAGUCUCCCGAGUAAAACAGUACCCCCCAUGUACAGGUUUUAGGGUGUCGUAGAAAGUUACAGGGUAAAAUACAGUGCUAGCAAAUUAAAUUCUCUGGAAUUUCGGCCUGGGUUGGCAGGCAGGUCCCUCAAAUUGCAAUCAAUAAAAUUACUGAAUUAUGUAAAAAUAUUACAUAAAUACGCACGUAGAAUUUAAAUAUAUAUGCAUAUUUAUAUAUUUGAAGUCUACGUGUAUAUUUAUAUAAUUAUUUAUGUAAUUUUGUAUAUGGACGUAUGUAUAUUUCUUAUUAUUUUUAUUUAUUUUUAUAUACAUAGAUAUAUAUACAAAUUCAUUCGAAGUGUAUUUUGAUAUAAAUAUAUAUAUAUUAAUUUUAAAAUACAGUUAGAAUAAAAUUUCAUACAGCUAUAUAAUUUUUUUUAAAUUUUUUAUUAUUUAAAAAAUCUUUUAUUUAAUUUAAAUUACUUAUUAUUUUUAUUUUAUAAUAAUAUAUAUAUACAAUAUAUAUAGUUAUUAUAUAUAUUAUAUAUAUACGUGUGUAAUUUAAUUAUAAGUGUAUUUUUAUAUUAAUAUAAGUACAUAUUAAUAUAAAAAUACACUUAGUAUGGCAUUAUAUAUAUGAUAUAUAGACAUAUAUAGAUAUAAUAUAUGUCUAUAUAUCAUAUAUACACAUAUAUAAUUAUUUAUUUAUUUUUUAUUAACAUUAACUUUAUUUUUAUUUUUGAUUUUACACUAGCAGGGAGACUGCCUGUCAGCACAAACAGUCCCCCUGCAGGCAGACACAUGGACACCUAUUGUAACCAUGUGAUCGCUGUGUUAAGCGAUCACAUGGCCACAGGGGUCCUAAUCUGCCGUGGGGAGACUGUCUGGGCUGCAGGCAGUCUCCCCACAACCGGAGCCACGCUGAUCGCCGCCGGGGGAACGACGGCGAUCAGGUAAGUAGCUCUGACCGUUAGGACGGUUCAGGACCGUCAUCGGUCGGCAACGCAAAAAUGCCGAUGGCGGUCCUGAACCGUCCUCGGUCCUUAAGGGGUUAAACAUUAUUAUUAUUAUUGUUAUUAUUUUUGCCAUUUAUAUAGCGCCAACAGAUUCCGUAGCGCUUUACAAUAUUAUGAGAGGGGAGGAUGUAACAAUAAAUAGGACAAUUACAAGAAAACAUACAGGAACGAUAGGUUGAAGAGGACCCUGCUCAAACGAGCUUACUGUCUUGUUCAUUUCAAUGCCAGGCAAACUUCAUUGACAGGCAAACUUUCUGAUCACUGUGGAGGCCGCAGGAGGAGAAAGGGCAGAUAAACUUCAAGGUUAAACUGUCUGAAAACUCCUGCCCCCUAAAAACUGUACUGAGAUGAAGUUAUAGGGGGUUAAGUGUUUCUUUAAAAAAGAGAAAAAAGUGUGGGGGGAGGGGGUGUUCCCUUUACUUUUAACAUUAGUGUGAUGCCUAGAGAAACAGCAAGUAGAAACCUGCAGCUGAAUAAGCCAGGAUUAAUUGCACCAUCUAAGGGAACGUUAUAGAGAGAAAUCCAGUUCUCUGAUGGAAUGUACCCUCACUUGUAUAUUUCUUUAUUUCCCAAACUAGCUGAGCUAUGUGCUGAGAGCUGAAGACAAUAUGUUUGAAGAACCCCUGGGAGAACAGAGCGAGAAUGGAAUCGACUUCAACCCGGUACAGAAUUCACUUACUUCCCUUUUAGUCCUGCAAUGCUUGUUACAUUACCUUCUCCUGCAUGCUUUCAAACCACUCUCUAUUCCUAAGUGCACCGUUGCUCCUUAUACGUUAUUUAAGGACACAUGACGGAAAUAUUCCGUUACGAUUCCCUUUUAUUCCAGAAGUUGUGUCCUUAGGGGGUUAAGGAUGAUUUUAAGAGCAGGUGCCCUGAAAAUAAAUGUCGGGUUUGUACUUUAAGGGUUAGCUGUAUUAACCUAUCCAAUAAUCGAUGGAUCAGAACCUACUUUAGUGUUCCAUUUUCUGUUUUACUUGACAUUUAACCCACAAUAAAAGACAAUCUUCUCUGAUAUACAGAUUUUCUGCUUGUAUUGUCUAAAGCAUGGUAUGUCCUUUCCCUAGAAGUAUAUACAUAUGUGCUUUAUCAUGAUCCACUAGUUUGAUAUCUGUUUUGUUUUAGUUCUUACUAUUAUGUAAAAUCUAUUUUAAAAUAAUCUUAACACAUUUCUAUGAUUUCCAAUAAAUUCUAAUAGUUUGCUUAUCAUAAACCUCACAACCUUUCUGACUUUGCCUUCCCAUAUUAACACUUUUUGUUAAAGUGAAUCUUUGUAGGCAUGGAUGGUUAGUAUUCUCAACAGUCUCAGAGUUCCUUCACACCAGGGUCAAUCAGCACAAUCAUAUCAUGUCCUAUCACAGAGGUCCUAAUAGGUGAGCACUGUCCUAUGCUCUGAUGGACCUGACUGGUACUUGUAGUCUUGCUGUGAAGGACUUUGCUAGUUUUUGAGAUACCUGAUUUGAAGGACGUGCCUGGUGUUUUUGGCCAGUUGUAAAUGCACUUGAUGAUCAUGGAGGCAUAUCUUGAAGGACUUUGCUAGUGUUCAAGUGCUCACAACCUGAUUUAUGUUGGCAGAUGUUUCUGGAGUACACGACAAAAUGCUAUGAGCAGUUUAUGGAGGGUCGAGACACGUUUGAGGAGAACGACGCAGAUGUCUGUUCCCGUCUCAGUAAGUAGGAGUUUUAUAUGGUCCGACUGACUGCGGGCACUGUUAUAAGUACUUUGGACACACAACCUGGUAGCACACAUGUUAAUGUUUUAGUAGAUUUAACAAUGAUACGAUUCUCCUGGGUUAAUAUGCUUAAAAUUGUAAAAUAUCUAUAAACUAUUGGAAAAUCUCAUCCUGUGAUAUAUGUAACCUAUAGCCGCUCUUAAAGCAGUAAAUCUAUAACUUGCCAUGGUGAUAAAUGCUGAAGGAGCAGUUCUUGCAUUACUUCACCGCAGCCACAUGCUCUAUCGCUGCCAUUCUCUGAGUGUCUGUGGGUGUUAUAUUGUAACAACCACCCCCAUUGUGGAAACAUUCCUCCGUAUGACAACACCAUGGUGGGAUCACCACAUUAAAAUCAUUACAUAUUACUAGCAUUGUAUAGACCAAAUGCUUUGAUCUUUAAAGGAACACUCGCGGCAUCGUAGCCUCUUCAUCUAAAAAGAUUUAGCAAAUCUCCCAAUUGUUACAUCCACAGUAGGUGUGCGGUGGCUCAGCCUUGCAAUAAAAAGGUAGCUGUGCUUACCCGAUGCUGUCAUCAGCAGGCGCCGCCAUCGUUUUCCAUCAGUUCCUGGAGCUUCAUCUGCCAGGAGCUGUGUCAGCGCUGUAACCCUUGCAGAAUGCAGAAGGUUUUGCUAAGGUUUAUCAACCUCCAGCUUUACCACAAGACAUGUUAGUGACUGUAAGAAUGCAAUGUACAGGUUGGGAUACUGAGUAAUAUAUUUGGCCAUUGAUGCCUUUACUUUCCUCCUCUGUAACGUUUGAGAGAUGUAACCUUUUAUCGUGACCCCAGCACUAUGCCAUCCAGAUUAGCUAAAGGAUGCAAACAUAUAUUUACAACCAUUUCCGGUCCUGCAACAGUUCAGCUUAGAGCUAGUUACAUAUCCUACAUCAAGCGCUACGGAAUCUGAUGGCGCUAUAUAAAUAAAAAAAUAAUAAUAAUCAAGCAGGCUGGUGCGGGUAGAUCUCCUGAUCAUGGGGGAGAUUAUCGUGGAUGGUGAUUUGUCCAUCUCUCUAACUGGUGCCAUGUCUUCUUCUUUUGCAGAAGAUGCAUACUGCGUGGAUGACUCAAACCUCGAUUCUCUGCAAGCAGAAUACAGGAGGCUGACAGAAGAGAUUGAGCGACUGGAGAAAGAGAAGGAGAAUGAACCUGUCAGUUUGUUAACAUUAUGUGAUGGAGAUAAAAUGAUUCCUAAAAUCUAACCACAGGGUUCCAUGUACAACACUCACAUCAUGAUUCCAUGAUGCCGCAUGUUACAUAGCUUAUCAGUCAGUAGUUUGUUAUUGGAUUUAAUUAAAGUAUUCUAAUUAAUCAUGGCCAAUGCCUUACAACCUAGAUACACAUUGACCCCCAUGGUUGUGUAUGUCUUGGUCCAUCGAGUCGAUCGUUCUACUUCCCAGUAAAUGGAACCUUUUAUUUCCAUCCUGCGUGUGAAGGCCUUCCACUUUCACAUUAGCCGGCCACUAUUUACAUAAUCAUAGUGGCCACAGACGGGACCUGGCUUUGACUACAGGGACUGCACUUGUUUUUGUGUGCACCAUAAUAAGUGCAGUCAUCUAGAGUGGGUGUGGAACAUAAUGUCUCCUUAACCCCUUAAGGACACGACAUGUGUGACAUGCCAUGAUUCCCUUUUAUUCCAGACGUUUGGUCCUUAAGGGGUUAAAGGGACACUAUAGUUACCAGAACAACUGCAGCUUAUUGUAUUUGUUCUGGUGAGUAUAAUUAUUCCCUUCAGACUUUUUGCAGUGAAUUUUCAGUAUUUUCAGAGAAUAUGCAAUUUUUACAUUACAGCCUCCACUGGCCACUCCUCUGAUUGCUACUUGAGGUGCUUCUUGGGUCAGUGCUGCACAGUGUGAAUGACAUUCAGUGUCUCCACCCCCUGCUUGCAGACACUGAACUUUCCUCAUAGAGAUACAUUGAUUCAAUUCAUCUCUAUGAGGAGAUGCUGAUUGACCAGGGCUGUGUUUGACUUGUACUGAGACUGCCCCUGAUCUACCACCUUAGCAAUCUUAGCCAAUCCUAUGGGAACACAUUAUGAUUGGCUGAGAUCAUCACUUCUGAUGAUGCCAAGCAGGCAGAUCAGGGGCACAGACAGCAGCUGCAGGCAAGCAGAGGCGGGGGGAGGAGGGGAGGGCAGAGGCGGGGGGGAGCAGGGGCAGCUAGAUGGUGGUAGUAACACUAUACGGUCAGGAAUACAUGCUUGUAUUCCUGACCCUAUACUGUUCCUUUACAUUACAAGGUAGAAAUCAAAUAAGCAUUACUAUAAUAUGCAUACCAGAAGAUUAAAAACUAACCCUGUCAGUGUUCAGUGUGACAGAUCCCCUCACCAAUAGUAGGUAAACUGUGAUACGACAGGAGCCAACUGCUCUCCUACUGAUCCCUACUGGACAUUGAAAUGGUUGUUUGAGUGCAUACCAGUGUGCUUUAUAAACCUUCGAUUUUUCUGUAACUUAGUUCUUGGUUCUGUAACGAAGCUGUUUAAAGCCCAGGUUAGUUUUAAUAGACUCUGAAUUUCCAGAUAUACACUAAUUUCAUAUUAAACCGGGAAUAAUGAGAUUAUUUGUGGAGUAAAUCUAAACUGUAACACUUACCUCUGGUUGGCUGAGAGUUUAUAGGGAACAUUCAGAGAGAAAUAAUUGUUACGUUAUGUUAUAGAACCUAUCGUUCAUUUUUUGAAAUCGAUCUCGCUCCAUAAAAUCAGAGUAGUCACUGCCUGUGAUAACAUAAUUGGUACCUGAAAAAUUAUUUACAGCAGAUUGCUAAAAUCUAUUUUAGGAUCGUUUGGCAUCUAUGAGAAAAUUGAGAGGUUCUCUCCAAGCAGAUAUCCAAAAGUACCAGAAUUAUCUCACAGAGAUCGAAUCGCACUCCACGUUCCUGGACCAGCGCGUAGCGGGCAUCUCGGAGGAGCUGGAUGCUACAGGUACAGAUAUUGUCAAAUUGGUGAACUAUGCAUCGCCUGUCUUCCCCCAUAUAUUGGAGUAAGAGAACUGUGCAUAAUUGAAAGGAAUUGGUUAAUUUGUCUAGCUACUAAAAGACCAGCCAUAAAUCCUUUCAGAAUGAUGAGCCAUUGAUGAGAAGUACUUUACGGAUAUCUUAAACAUGCCUCAUUUGCUGAUAUGGAACAUACAGGUUAUAAGUGACAGUUGCUGCCCACAAGCCGUAUAAAGCUGUAACAUGUGUAGACUUUUUGAAUCUGUGUGAUAUUACUGUUUUGUGUGUUGCUCACAAUACAAUUUCCUUUCUGCAGAACUGGAGAGUGAAGCCAUCAAGCAGGAAAAUCUACGUCUGAAAACCAUCUUGGAAAAUCAGAAAUACUCUGUAGCUGAUAUUGAGAGGAUAAAAUAUGAGGAAAACGAACUGCAGCAAACAAUUACCAAACUGACAAAAGAUCUUGAUGAAGAGAAACAGCAUCUGUGGAACGAGGAGUUGAAAUACGGCAAAGUGAAAGAGACGGUAUGUGAUGAGAGUGCGUUUAUUUGUGACAAUUCAUUCUGUGUUCCCAGGCCUAUAUUAGCUACACAUUUAAAGGAACAUCUAGUCUCCAUAACAACUUUAGUGGAAGAGGUUUAACCCCAAAGUCUUCUCUGCCUCCGAACCUCCAUUCCAUUCUGAGGCUUCAGACAGGGACACUACUGAUGGGCUGACAGCAUCAUCCGAAUCUCUCGGCCUAUCAGUAGUUCCCCAUUAACAAAAAGGAGUGAGAACCUUAUGUGCACUUUUCACUGUGUUUUGUGAACGGUGAGCUGCUGAGAGGGUCAGUUGACGUCAGUUUGAGAUCUCGGACUGCAUUUGAAGUUUGGAGGCAGUGCUGACACGUGCCGGACUGAAGUCUUUGGGGUUAAACUAUUCUUUAAUGCUUUAAGACCUGAAAGUUGGCUGACCUCCUGACACCUGAACUACUUCAUUGCCAUGAUAUUGUGAAGGUGCCUAAAGUGCCUCUUUUUCAGAGAAUAAUCAUUGUAUCAAACUGACAAUUUUAAGCUAAUAACGUUCUAAAGGGUGUAACAGAGCUCCUGUACUCCGACUGUGUACUUUAAUCAAGUCAGCUUCCUCGCCGCUACCAUGGGAACCUGGAGCACUUCAGACCCAGUUACCAGGCUGGUCUUAGGUCUCUGGGAACCUUUUCAAUAGAACGGCUACCAGGAUUAUAGCUCAUCCUCUGGAUACCUUCUCUCGUGUACAGCAGCAGCUAUUAUCGCAUUUUUCUUUUUACCCUCACACAUUAGCUGAGAUUUAAUCAAAUUAAAAGUAACAUAACAUAAGUUAAUAUGAUCAGUUCAGAGUUAAGGACUUUUUUAGUUUUAUGGUCCUGAAAAUCUUUUAUAGUGUUGCCAUUUUUAAACCUAAUAUACAGAUUCCUUUACAUGUUUGUCUCUUUUUUAGAUGACAUCUUGCUAUAACUGUAUAGGUAAAAUCAUCUCUUCUUUUCUCUGUAGCUAGAAACACAUCUCACAGAGUAUCACAAGUUGGCUCGGAAAGCAAGGCUGAUCCCCAUGACAGCAGAGAAUGCAAAUGGCUAUGAUUUUCAAAUCCAAUGUAACCUGGACAGUGAACAGGGCAGCUUAACACACUACCGAAACAAGAUCAAUGUAAGUGAAAAUACUGUAAUGUAAAUGUAGCGGAGCUGCAAUAUUAAAUUCCAUGAUCUCCGCUGGUACAGAAGGUAAUCCAAAGUAAAGUGCUGAAAAGUAAGGCAAUAUCCCAAAUCCCCCAGUAACCGGGCGAAACACAGUUCUGGGAGUCAACUGAAGUUUUUAUUCACAGGUCACAGUAUUUAUGCAAGUCCCCAUGCAAGGGGUUUCCCUACUGACAUUGCAGGGGUUAUACAGUAGAGGACUACAUGGGGGACUUAACAACCUGGACAUUUCUCCCAUCAGGUACUGCUGGACGAGAGGGAUACUCCCACUGGAAUAUACCGUUAAGUGGAUUAUCCCUCCGUGCAGCAGAACCAACAUUUUACAUUAAACUACAUAACUUUGCCAUCAUUCACUUUAUUCAAACGAAUAGACGUUCGAUAGAUAGCUGGGGUCUGAGCGCACAUUUCUUGAGAAUACCACUCAGAUCCCAGCCUAAAUAACCGAACGCCGCACGAAAUACACUUUAACAUUGUGUUCGCCUAAAAGUACUGAACACUGAUGGGGAACCAGAAUAGUGAAAGACCAGAGCUCCCGAACGGCCUGGAAGUAGCAGAGUAGCCGAUUUCAGCUCCACGCUCUCGACGACCGAACAACGCUGGUGAAACAAAGGAUCCAAGAUGGCCGACCGCCACGUGGUCGGUAGCCGAACGACGGCCGCCUAGGAAAGCCGUUAACUACCGAUUGCAACAAUGUUGCAAUCGGUUAAUGGGUGACACACGACCCUCUGUGUGUGGGCUACUGGGUGGUAGCUCAUUCGUGUCACGAACAGCCGGUAAAGUCUCUGUUCGUGAAACAAAAUACAUGAAUGCUCAUAGAAACAUAGAAUGUGACGGCAGAUAAGAACCAUUCGGCCCAUCUAGUCUGCCCAAUUUUCUAAAUACUUUCAUUAGUUCCUAGCCUUAUCUUCUAGUUAGGAUAGCCUUAUGCCUAUCCCACGCAUGCUUAAACUCCUUUACUGUGUUAACCUCUACCACUUCAGCUGGAAGGCUAUUCCAUGCAUCCACUACCCUCUCAGUAAAGUAAUACUUCCUGAUAUUAUUUUUAAACCUUUGUCCCUCUAAUUUAAGACUAUGUCCUCUUGUUGUGGUAGUUUUUCUUCAUUUAAAUAUAGUCUCCUCCUUUACUGUGUUGAUUCCCUUUAUAUAUUUAAAUGUUUCUAUCAUAUGCCCCCUGUCUCGUCUUUCCUCCAAGCUAUACAUGUUAAGAUCCUUCAACCUUUCCUGGUAAGUUUUAUCCCGCAAUCCAUGAACCAGUUUAGUAGCCCUUCUCUGAACUCUCUCUAAGGUAUCAAUAUCCUUCUGAAGAUAUGGUCUCCAGUACUGUGUACAAUACUCCAAAUGAGGUCUCACUACAUUGUCUGCCUACCUAGCGGCUUUCGACUGCUAGCAUACGAAUGCUCUAAAACAUAUCAACACAGGCAGACAUUACAAUAAACAAUCCAGCGGCUAUUACAGACAACCUUUUGCAAUUAUAGUCCAGUAACCUAAAAGUGGCUAGGUUUGCCACAGUAAACUAUCUGCUAAAUGCCUUAGGACAUGGCUACAGUUUGCCCGGUGUGCACAUUAAGACAAUUUAGGAUUAUUUGCUAUGUGUGAGUUCAACCACAAUUUCCAUCUUUCUCAUUUAUUGCACCAAAACAUGCUAUAAAGUGUUUAUUUAAGGAUGGAAAAGGGCUUUAAUUGGAUGUGACUUAUACCUCUAUAAAUUCUAACUUAAUAUAAAAAUAUAUUUUAGUGCAGCAUAAGAAAAGUAAAUUACGGAGUGCAUCAUAUAUAGCGCUACGGAAUUUGCUGGCACUAUAUAAAUAAUAUAUAUUAGAUUUCAGUUUCUAUUACAGGUCACAAAAUUUUCCAUAUGCAACAAUUUUCCAAUUUGGUGCCUAACCAGCUGAACAUUAGUGUGCUAACCAACCUGUGACCAAGUGAUCAAUCACUGGGAUAUGCUAACCAAACUGUCUUUAACCAGAUGACUGGUAGGGUAUACUAACCAAACUGUCUUUAACCAGAUGACUGGUAGGGUAUACUAACCAAAUUGUCUUUAACCAGAUGACUGAUAGGGUAUGCUAACAAAACUGUCUUUAACCAGAUGUCUGAUAGGGUAUACUAACCAAACUGUCUUUAACCAGAUGACUGGUAGGGUAUGCUAACCAAAUUGUCUUUAACCAGAUGACUGAUAGGGUAUGCUAACCAAAUUGUUUUUAACCAGAUGACUGGUAGGGUAUGCUAACCAAACUGUCUUUAACCAGAUGACGGAUAGGGUAUGCUCACCAAACUGUCUUUAACAAGAUGACUGAUAGGGUAUGCUCACCAAACUGUCUUUAACCAGAUGACUGAUAGGGUAUGCUAACCAAAUUGUCUUUAACCAGAUGACUGAUCGGGUAUGCUAACCAAAUUGUCUUUAACCAGAUGACUGAUAGGGUAUGCUUACCAAAUUGUCUUUAACCAGAUGACUGAUAGGGUAUACUAACCAAAUGGUCUUUAAUCAGAUGACUCAUAGGGUAUGCUCACCAAACUGUCUUUAACCAGAUGACUGACAGGGUAUGCUCACCAAACUGUAUUCAACCAGAUGACAGGGAAUGCUCACCAAACUGUCUUUAACCAGAUGACUGACAGGGUAUGCUCACCAAACUGUAUUCAACCAGAUGACUGAUAGGGUAUGCUAACGAAACUGCAUUCAACCAGAUGACUGAUAGGAUAUGCUCACCAAACUCUAUUUAUUUAGGUGAGGGGGGGACAGGGUGGUUCAUACCUGUUAAAAAGUAAAUCUGGUAAUCCAUCUGUUCUGUACCUAGCACAUCUGAUGCACUUAUUCUCCUUCUGGUUGGUGAUAACCUGAGUUUUGGCCUGUAAGGGCCUUGAGCAAUGUGGAUCAGUGGAUUGUCUGUUUUCAUGUUGUCUCUGAGCUCCUGUACUAUAAAGUCCUAAAGCUUUGACAUGCUCUAUAAGUUUUGGUGACGUUCUACAUUAAUAUUUAAAGGUUCCGCUGGUAGAAAUUUUGUCACAGUCUGAAGGUCAAAUAACAAGUGCUACAAAUAAGAAGAUGGAGGUGGAGAACAUGAUUGAACAGGUGAGUAACAGAAAUACUUGUAGGAACAGAAAGUGUUUUCUUAGAACCUCACAGGUGGAGCCUUGAUGUUCCUUUUCAUGUAUCUCCUCCCCCGAGUAACCCUCUCACAGUCCAGCUCCACCAUGCCAUUUCUAUUGUAGAUCAUUUAUAAAAACACCAAUAGUAGAUUUCAUGCUCUUCACCAAAACCAUUUGUAAAGAUGUUAAUCUUAAAGGACCACUAUAGUGCCAGGAAAACAUACUCGUUUUCCUGGCACUAUAGUGCCCUGAGGGAGCCCCCACCCUCAGGGCCCCCCUCCCGCCGGGCUCUAGGGGGUGGAAGGGGUUAAACUUACCUCUUUCUCCAGCGCCGAGCGGGGGACUCUCCUCCUCCUCCUCGGCUGAAUGUGCAUGCGUGGCACGAGCCGCGCGCGCAUUCAGCCAGUCCAUAGGAAAGCAUUCACAAUGCUUUCCUAUGGACGCUGACGUCUUCUCACUGUGAAAAUCACAGUGAGAAGCACGCAAGCGCCUCUAGCGGCUGUCAAUGAGACAGCCACUAGAGGCUGGAUUAACCCUAUUAUAAACAUAGCAGUUUCUCUGAAACUGCUAUGUUUAUAGAAAAAAGUGUUAACCCUAGCUGAACCUGGCAUCCAGACCACUUCAUUAAGUUGAAGUGGUCUGGGUGCCUAUAGUGGUCUUUAAGGCCCAUCACAAUGCCACAUUUUUGCAGUUACUGUUAAGUGAAUUCUUAGUUUAAUUUGUAUAAUUAGAUAUGGCCAGUUAUGCCAUCACCCCAUUUUCUUAUAUAGUUAAAUGUUCUUUUAGUUCUAGCUUUGCUUCAUCCAUAUUCCAGGUAUUUUUACAUAUAUUUUUUUAAUACCAGUUCAGUUGAAAACAUUUCUCUAUAACUCCUUUCCUAAACAGAGCAGCCUGUCCAAGCUGAUCCCAAUCAGAUCUCAAUGUCCUUACAAUCCUCAGACUACUUAUGCGGUCUUGUUCUAGGUGAGCACUGUAAUAGAAGAAAAGAAGAAUGAUGUGAAGAUUCACAAGGACGAGGCCCAAAAACUUGAAGAGCUGUACCAGCAGAAACUGGAGGUAGGACUUGGGCAGUUAGUUAAUACAUAGAAACUCAUAUACAGUAUUAAUGACUCUAAAUUGACUAAAGGAGAUACAGAUAACAUUAAAAGUGCAUGAGUGUCUAGCUGCUCAACCAGAGGAAGCUGCGGGUGGUGACCCAAGUUUGGGAUUGUAUGUUUAGCUGUUAAGGCAGAGGAAGGGGGUGGGUGACCCAAGGUUAGGACUGUGUGUUUAGCUGCUCAUGCAGAGGAAGAGGUGGGUAACCCGAGGUUAGGAUUGUGUGUUUAGCUGGUCAUGCAGAGGAAGGGGUGGGUGACCCAAGUUUGGGAUUGUAUGUUUAGCUGCUAAGGCAGAGGAAGGGGGUGGGUGACCCAAGGUUAGGACUGUGUGUUUAGCUGCUCAUGCAGAGGAAGAGGUGGGUAACCCGAGGUUAGGAUUGUGUGUUUAGCUGCUCAUGCAGAGGAAGGGGUGGGUGACCCAAGGUUAGGACUGUGUGUUUAGCUGCUCAGGCUGAGGAAGGGGUGGGUGACCCAAGGUUAGGAUUGUGUGUUUAGCUGCUCAUGCUGAGGAAGGGGUGGGUGACCCGAGGUUAGGAUUGUGUGUUUAGCUGCUCAUGCUGAGGAAGGGGUGGGUGACCCGAGGUUAGGACUGUGUGUUUAGCUGCUCAGGCUGAGGAAGGGGUGGGUGACCCAAGGUUAGGACUGUGUGUUUAGCUGCUCAUGCUGAGGAAGGGGAGGCUGACCCGAGGUUAGGACUGUGUGUUUAGCUGCUCAGGCUGAGGAAGGGGUGGGUGACCCAAGGUUAGGACUGUGUGUUUAGCUGCUCAUGCUGAGGAAGGGGUGGCUGACCCGAGGUUAGGAUUGUGUGUUUAGCUGGUCAUGCAGAGGAAGGGGUGGGUGACCCGAGGUUAGGACUGUGUGUUUAGCUGCUCAGGCUGAGGAAGGGGUGGGUGACCCGAGGUUAGGAUUGUGUGUUUAGCUGCUCAUGCUGAGGAAGGGGUGGGUGACCCGAGGUUAGGAUUGUGUGUUUAGCUGCUCAGGUUGAGGAAGGUGUGGGUUAUCCAAAGCUGAAGGAUGGGUUAUCAGCUGCAUGUACUGAGGGUUAUGCAAGGUCAGCUUUUUUCAUAUAGAGCCCUGAUGAGCACCUGUGAUUAAAAUGAAGAAUAAACUGAUUACUUAAGAUAGAGCUGCUCAGUGAAUGGAGGAAUAACUGGGAUAACAUGAUGAUCAGUGUGUAGAAUGUGAAUAACUGCAGAUAUCAUCACCUUCUAGUCAGAAACAAGAGAUGAGCAUGGGGAGUGAAAUAUUGGUGAGGAUGAUUGGAGAUGGCGCUAGCCAGGGAUGCCCAAAAGGUUGAUCCCCCAGAUGUUGUUGUGUGUGUUUUUAUUUUUUUUAAUGCUUAUAAUCAUGUUAUCUGGAAUAUAGCUGAACUAUGUUCCUGUGUAUUUUAGAAUACUACUUGCAUAGUCUCCAUAGACCUGAUCUGUGUGUGGGAUAAUUUUGUUGUUUGUUUUUCUAAAUCCUCCUGUUUACUUCCAAUGUUCAGGAAAUUGAUGACGAUGAGAAAAAAUGGAUCUCUGAGAUCGAAUCGUUAGAGAAGCACCGACAGCUGCUCGAGUCUGGGGUUAACAAGAGUCUGGAUGAAGCUAUGAAAGAACUUCAGAAAGUCCAACAAGAGUGGGUAUUGUAUAAAAGCCCCAACACAGACACAGCGGUUUGCUUUAAAAAGCUACUCCAACCAAAAAACUGGUUUAAUGAAAUACGAUAGCAAAGGACUUUAACUUUAUAUGUGUAGCAUUUCAAAAUUAAACACUGCAAUACAAACUUCAAGCACCAUGGCCACUUCAAAAAACUAGGUGAUUAUAGUGCUUGGAGUAACCCUAAAUAUAUACUUCAUGUAGAUUAUCUGAAAGGUCCAGCUCUGCUCAACUCCAUCGCAAUCUUAAUGCAUAUUACAAACUACUAUGAAACUUUAAAGCAUACAUUUUGUAUUCAAAAUUAACGUGGCUCUGUUGGCCCAAACUUCUCUUUCUUUCUCUAAUCAUUUCCUCUUCUCUUUCUCUUUCUGAAUUUGUUCUUCUUUUCUUCAUUUUUGCUUUUUUGUUUUCACAACAUACAUUAGACAAAGUAGGGACAACUUUGCUUUAUGUGUUUUUCCUUCACUUGAUAAAGAGUGGAGCUUAAGACAAACUCCAUUUACUUUGUUGAGAUUUGUCAAGUCCCAUUUCACCACACUACUCCCUUCCCUGUGGCAUCCCUUGUUUUCUGUGACCAUCCUCUGUUCUUCACGGAGCAUCGCGCAUGCUCAAUACAGAUGCCUUUGCCUCUGUUCCUGGGAAUGCGCGGCGUUUCCUUAAAUGGCCCAUGACAGAUCCGCUAAAGCAAAAGAAAGUUUAAAAUCAAUAGAGAAUUAAUUUUAAUGAGUUCUAUUCAGUCAUGGUGAACUAAAGUAGAAAGCUAAACAAAUAAUAGGUUGCCAAACCUCCAGCUAAUAACAUAUGUUCAAGUCUUGCACUGGAUGUGUGAUUUAACCAGGUUUCUUUUCCAUCUCUAAGGCAGCUCAUCUUGAACAUUUCUGCAUAAUUUUCUCAGCCACAAUGAUGACACUAUAGUCACCUGAACAACUUUAGCUUAAUUAAGCAGUUUUGGUGUAUAGAACAUGCCCCUUCAGCCUCACUGCUCAAUCCUCUGCCAUUUAGGAGUUAAAUCCCUUUGUUUAUGAACCCUAGUCACACCUCCCUGCAUGUAACUUGCACAGCCUUCCAUAAACACUUCCUGUAAAGAGAGCCCUAUUUAGGCUUUCUUUAUUGCAAGUUCUGUUUAAUUAAGAUUUUCUAAUCUCCUGCUAUGUUAAUAGCUUGCUAGACUCUGCAAGAGCCUCCUGUAUGUGAUUAAAGUUCAAUUUAGAGAUUGAGAUACAAUUAUUUAAGGUAAAUUACAUCUGUUUGAAAGUGAAACCAGUUUUUUUUUCAUGCAGGCUGUGUCAAUCAUAGCCAGGGGAGGUGUGGCUAGGGCUGCAUAAACAGAAACAAAGUGAUUUAACUCCUAAAUGACAGGGAAUUGAGCAGUGAAAUUGCAGGGGAAUGAUCUAUACACUAAAACUGCUUUAUUUAUUAAAGUACUAUAAGUAAUUUCGGUGACUAUAGUGGUCCUUUAACAUUACCUCGUUAUCAAUACCAUUUUUGUCCAACCUUUCACAGUGACAAGAUGAAAGCCAACAAAUUCCAUUUAUAGUAUGGAAAUAUAAUUAUCAACGUGGAAGUGGAUUAAAAAUGUGGCAAGUAGGAGGUGGUCUGUAGGUUCCAGUGAGAGCCCUAACUUUGGUUCUCAUCCAUUAACUGUUUAAUAAAAUGAAUGCAGGGAACGGUGUCCGGAGACUAUUGCUAACAUAUCCAUUGCACCAAGCUGGAAUAAUACAUAAUGCAUGUGACAGAACCAUCUGUCUGUUUAUUGCAGGUGUAUUCGUCUGUUUCUAUCCUGUUCGUGUAAAUGGCGGUUUUCUUUAGCCCAGCCAUACGAAUGACUGUUUUUUCCCCGAACAAACCUGCCGAACGGACGGACACCCAGGAGAGAAGUGUGCUGCUGGUUAACCUAGUGAUCCCAAUUAGACCGUUGUGGUUAACCGCAGACACUUCUCAAUUAAACCGAAUUCAGGGUGGUCGUCGUUCGUAUGUCGACCACGAGGCAUCGACCAUUUUAAAACCACGCGAAAGCCCAGCGGUGUUCGACUCUAUUUUCAUGGAACUAAAAACGGACACUUUUUCUGCCGAACACCGCUGAAACAACGGAACGCCUGGCUGCCUCCACGAAAACAUACGAAUACCGGCCAUUCGGGAGUUUUGAAAGCAUACGAAAGGACUUAACCCAGAUAGCCUUCCCAUGGAAUCAUUCGUAUACCAAAAGACUGUAAGAACUUUGACUCCAUGGCGAUUGAACUAUGUGUGUGGGAUCUGAGCACUAUUCGCUAAUAAUAUGCACUCAGAUCCAGGCUAUCUGGGGAUAUGUGAUGCGAAUGGGAAAUGUUCGGUUUUUGUAAAGUUAUGUAUUUUUAUGUCUUUUUUGAUUUUAUAUUUUAAAAUGGCGACUGGCUUUGUCUUGGAGAUAAUUGAGUUACUUGGUAAUUAUCUCCAGGGCAGAGGGGAGGGAAUCAUAGUGCAUUGUGGGUAAAAACUGUGACUGUGUGUAUGGAAUGUCCCCAUAUCUGUCUGUCAUUUAAGUCUCCCAUUUGGUCCCCUAGGGGAGUGUCCACCAAGUGGGAGACCUGCAUAAAUACGGGCAGGUAGCCCACAGUAAAGCCAGAUCCUGUUUGACCCUCAAUGCGGAGCUUCUGUCUCGUUAUUGGGGGGAUUUCUUCUUCACGUUUAGAGACUGCUGGAUGGAAACGAAAGCCGCUUGGUGGAUGUUAUUGUUUGGCGGCUAGCAGCAGUUCGUGUAUUGCCGUUCGGGAGUUUGGAGCCGCUCACGGAUCCCAGUCGGGAGAUUGCCGCUUCCCCUGCAUUUGGUUCGUGCACUACAGGUUAUGCGAACGGAGAUUAUUGGUAUUACAGACGGGGAAGGUCGACUAAACGGCGGUUUUCCGUAAAGACACUGGGGGUGUCUUAACAAUUCAUAAUAAUAAUGAAUACAUAAUUCAUAUUCUUUAAUUUAGGAAUUUACAUUUUUUGAUUGGUUAGCCACAGCCUAAACUUUUUAAAGCUGUAUCUUUCGGUGAAUUACUUUUUCAGCUCCUGAUUUCCAUGUGAAGACAGCAGCCUCCCAUCUCUCCCACUGCCGUACACCCUAUCUCUUGGAACUCCUUAGUGGCCCUUUCAUACAGUGUAACGGUGGGGUGGCCUCUAUCGCUGCUAUACAUUUGCAAAAUUCAGUUCAACUGAAGAUUUUAUUCUGUGUCAUAUUUUACGCUGGUGCCAUGAGUGCUUUUUUUUUUUUUUUUCACAUUUAGGGGGGAAAUGUAUCAAGGCGCCACAACGCAAUUCCAUUUAUUUUUCAUUUUUGACUACUCCCAGGGAAUCCAUAAAUAGUGAAUAUCCUUUUAUUUCUCAUUAGGCUGCAGCUAGUGGAACAUCAGGCUGAGGAAGAGAUGCGACAGGUGGGAAGCAAGCUGGUGCGUGUGGUUAAUGCUGUGGCUAAUCAUAUGGCAGUCAUAGAGGUGAGUUUAAUAGACGUGGGAGGCCUUUCUAACCAUGUUUGUAUGAAUUGCUGGUUGUUGCUGGGGUAGGUGUACAUUUCUCUGUUUUUACCUUUCUUGUGCAGAGUUCUGUGAAAUAUUCCGGGUUAUAAUAUGCAAAUAGAGCGCUGGGCCAUGAAGAAUUUAUAGACUAUGCAAGGAAUAGGGUUACUGCUUCAGGAAACCUGACCUUGGCCUCUGUCCUUUUAAGAUGCCAGAAGGGGGGGCGCAGUCUGACCUGCUAGCUGAGCAGUCGCAUGUCGGCCGGGCUCCCACUAUCAAUGCUGACUUUAUGGAAAUAAAGGGGUUCGCUACCCAAAGUAGGGGCACCCAGGUGAACCUCCUGACACCUCAAUCAAGAGUUUCCCACAAACAAGUGCCCGAGGUGACACACCGCGACUUGCAGGUGAUGGAGCCGGGGAGGUGCAGCCGCUCUCCUUGCCCUCACAUCGGCUGCAUGGAGACCCCGAUAUUGAGUCUUAACCCCCCACGCCCUUACCUCCUCCCCAAUAGUAUAGCUAGACUGUGUAUUCAUUCUAAGUUUCUGCUCAAUAGGUUUUCAUUGUUUAUUCUUGUAUAAUUAAGCAAACCUGACUUCCUAAGCCAAGUGUGCCCAUACAUGUUUUUAAUGUCUCAGGCUUGCUGACCUCAACGUGACCCACCACAUUAGACGUACUUAUUUAGCCUGUAUUCAGCUUGCAUUAUACAUUUUAUACAAUUGUGCCAUUUCUCUGAAUGCCAUACAAAUGUUCAACUAUACCUGUAACUGCCGCCGUGGCAUUGCAAGCAUGUUUAUCUCUUGCACAGCAAAAAAUAAAGAAUUAUAAAAAAAAAAAAGAUGCCAGAAGAGGGGGUUGAUGCCAUUAUUGGGAGGAGUAGAACACUUUUCUAUGAAAUUGGGAGAUGAGAAAAUCGUGAUCUGCUGAAACACAUACUGUUCCAUUAAACAUUAGAAUAUAAAAUCCCCCCCAUGAAAUUGGCCUUAUCUCAGAGGGUCCUUUGUAUAUUACCCUAAUCCCCAGCAACCUGUCUCCCUGCUCCAACCACAAUGGAUGUAGUAUCCAGGGACCGGUACAAGGCUGGCAAAUGUGAGGAUUUAACAAUCUCUUCAUUGUUUGUGAUGUGGACACUCCUUUGCUGUAAUCUACCUUGCCGUUUAACUUAUUGCACAAUUAUUUUUCUUUACAUGUGAUUUGUUUAUGAACAUUAAGGCCUUUUAAGUAACGUUUAGAAAUUGAUUACAUAAAUAUCGCGCCAAGUGAGAAUAAGCUCCAGCCAAGUUAUUGUAGUUUGAUUUUGUUAUAAAUCCAUUUAUAAGAGAUCUACAUUUUAGUCCCUGUUCUUAAAUACCUUUGUAUCCGUUUUAGUGGGUGGACUCAUUGCUGCAAAAUAAAUUCAGGAAAAAUAAACAACGUUGUUCAAUGUUGGAGCAGAUUACUAUAUUCUGAUACUGACUUACAUGUAACGUACUUUUCAGAAACACCUGGAGGAGAAGCGUCUGAAGGUGGAGAAGGAGUAUGAGGAGUUUAUGAAAGAAGACCUGUUGGCGGAUCUCCAAGAACUUUUAACAAAAUACGAGGAAAAGGCCAAGAUUCUGAGCAGUCCUGGACACUGAUAGAAAUUCAUUAAUGUAGUUUCAUAAAGUUUUAGAUCUUAAUCGCUGUCUGACGGGGCAAACUAUACAUUAUGACAAAGCCGGCGGAUCCAUAGGUUCUCUUCACCGAUGGAUCUGACUAGACUUUCAGAAUAUGAAGGCCAGCAGCCAGCUGUUACUAGUUACUGAUAUUCCCUUACUGAAACAUGUCCGUCUGGACAGAUUGCAUAUGGCAGAAGCAGUUUGACUGCAUUUAUUGUAUCUCUGCACACUGUGUUAUCUUCUGUACUCGUGUCAGGAAGCUGCUGGUCCCUGUUUUUCAUAUUGUAGAGUUAAUAAGUUUCUCAUGUUGUCAAAGAAAUGACAGUAUUUACAUGCAUGGCCGAGACAUGAACUAAAACGGGGGUGACCUUCCCUCUCAUCACUACUGUCAGAAUACAGCCUUAAACUACCUUUCUAUGAGUAGAUACAUCAUAGUUCAAAUAAAAACCAGAAAGUAGGAUUCAGUGCUGGAGAGAUACUGGUAAAAGGCAGCUCAGACAGCCCAUUCCAGAGUGUCUCUUAUCCUUCCCUCCACUAUAUCCUUAAAGCUGGUUGUGUGGGGUUGAAGGAUAGUUAAACUGAAUGAGCGAGGCUUUGUAUUCCCCCCCCAUCUUAAAUAAUGGAAUAAUGUCUAUUCCCGUUUACGUGGCUCCAUUUUAUCUGUUGCAGUGAUGUCCGUCAUCCAGCAGCCAAUAGCUACCUGAGGCCAGAGUUAGCCUGGGUAUUUGUGGAAGUGGUAGAAUUAUGGCUGAAUGCAGCAACAUGUUUAAUUGUUCUUAUUUCUCUGUAUGUUAGUAGAAAUUGUAUUUUUGUUAUUACACUCACUCUUCUUAGACUCGUUCUGGCUUGUAAAUAUUUUCACAGUAUUUCUCAUUUUCUUGUUUAUCUCUAAUAAACUGACUUUGUUAAAGUAUUUUGUUUAAAGUAAAAGAAAA
Pelobates cultripes (western spadefoot toad) is the source of this 37585-nucleotide messenger RNA. NCBI's taxonomy places the organism in Eukaryota, Metazoa, Chordata, Amphibia, Anura, Pelobatidae. The record is from the annotation of a GenBank genome assembly.